This is a messenger RNA of Hansenula anomala, 1593 nucleotides long. RefSeq lists its product as uncharacterized. Gene Ontology annotation, biological process: transmembrane transport. Lineage: Eukaryota; Fungi; Ascomycota; Saccharomycetes; Phaffomycetales; Wickerhamomycetaceae. Bases 1 to 1593 code for a protein of 530 amino acids. Gene Ontology annotation, molecular function: transmembrane transporter activity. The record is from RefSeq and is a predicted model, not a curated record. The transcript has a single exon.
AUGUCUACAGACGUUGAGAAAUCCCAACAAAUCCUACACACCACUAAAGAAGAUGAACGUUCUAGUUUAAGUUCAUCCACUGACUAUUCCUACAAGUUUUUCAAGGCCCCAAAGGGUGAACUAUCACAGUUUGAUACUUCUGAUAUUGCACUACGUUCUAAAAUCAACUUGAUAAAUGAUGCUCUCGAUGAAAUUGGGUUCACAUGGUAUCACUUCAAACUGUUUUGCUUGAAUGGGAUGGGAUAUGCUGUUGAUUCUCAAUUAACAUUAUUACAAAGUUCUGUGGCUACUUAUGUGCGUUAUCAAUUCCAUCAAACAUAUCCUUCAGAUACACAUGCUCUUUAUGCCGGUUUAUUAGCAGGUGCUAUCUUUUGGGGGUUUGGUGCAGAUUUGAUUGGAAGAAAGAUCGCAUUCAAUUCAUCUUUAUUGAUUAGUGCUAUAUUUGCUAUCUUGGCUGGGGUGAUGGGGAAUUUUGGUACUUAUUGUUUAUUUGUUGCAUUAUCUGCUGCUGCAUCUGGUGGAAAUUUGGUUUUGGACACCACUGUGUUUUUGGAAUUCUUACCAAGUAAAAACCAAUGGUUGGUUACAUUAAUGGCUUCUUGGUGGUCUGUUGGUCAAGUUAUUGCAGUUUUAACUACUUGGUUGUUUUUCAGUCAAGAUAGAUUUGUUUGUGAAGGUAAAAAUAAUUGUCCCGGUUCUGAAAAUAUGGGUUGGAGAUAUGUUUGGAUCGUUAAUGGUGGUAUUGUCCUGGUCAUUGCAAUUUUGAGAUUGACUGUCAUCAAAUUGGAAGAAACUCCUAAAUUCUUGGUCUGUAAUCAAAGAGAUGAAGAAGCUGUUGAAUGUUUACAAAGAAUCGCUGCCAAAUACAAUAGACCAUGUUCAUUAACCUUGGAAGAUUUGGAAGCUUGUGGUGAAGUUACUUCAAAUGAAAACUUCAUGAAUAAACCUUCAAUCAAGACAACCUACAAAUUAAUUAUCAAACAUUUGAAAAGUUUAUUUGCAAACAGAAUUAUGGCAACUUCCUCCACUUUAAUUGCAAUUUCUUGGGCAUUGUUAGGUAUAUCAUAUCCUUUAUAUACCAACUUUUUACCAACUUAUCUAGCAACAAGAGGUGCAAAUACAUCAGCUUCAACUGUCGGUGGUGUUUAUCGUGAUUCUUUAAUUUCAAACUCAGCAUCAACAGCCGGUGGAUUAAUAGGUGGUGCAAUUCUUUAUUUUUGCCCAUCUAUUGGAAGAAGAGGUGUCAUGGUGAUUGGUGGAUUAUCUAGUAUGGCUCUAUUUUUCGGUUAUACAGCUGUUCGUACUAGGGCUGAAAACGUUGGUUUAUCAUCUGCAGUUUUCGUUGCAAUCUGUAUCUAUUAUUCUUGUCUAUACGCAUACACUCCAGAAGUUAUGCCAUCAGCUAGCAGAGCCACUGGGAAUGCUCUUUGUGUUGCAUUGACAAGGCUUACUGGUUGUUUUGUUCCAUUGAUUGCAUAUUUUGCCAAUACUAGUUCGGCUGUUCCAGUUUGGAUCUGUGGUGCCUGUGUUGGGGUUAUCGCUGUGUGUGCCUUAUUUUUCCCAUUUGAGCCAUCAAAACAAAGAGUUGCUUAG